Molecule: messenger RNA, 2427 nt
Organism: Neltuma alba
Lineage: Eukaryota; Viridiplantae; Streptophyta; Magnoliopsida; Fabales; Fabaceae
Product: polyadenylate-binding protein-interacting protein 3-like
Exons: 15
Coding region: 245-2158 (637 amino acids)
Biological process (GO): cytoplasmic stress granule assembly
Cellular component (GO): cytoplasmic stress granule
Molecular function (GO): mRNA binding
Source: RefSeq, a predicted model, not a curated record
UUCUCUCAUUUUCUCUCUCGAUCACAGCUGAACGGAACUCACUUCUCUCGAGCUCCUCCGUUUCUGUGAUUGGUGUUUGGUUCGUCUUCUUGGGCCACUCUAUCUUCAACUUGCAGCAAACCCCAAUCAUUCCAAUCCCUAGAAGAAAGAGUUCUUUUUUCAGCUCAUCUCUUGAACUUGGAAGUGGAAUCAGACAAUUGGGCGGUGAUCAAGCUCGAAGAGGUUUGAGUGCCUCAUAAUAAACAUGAAUUUGCAACAAGUUGGGCAGCCCAAAUCUUUCAACGGAUAUGGCCGCCGAAAAUCUGAAAGGGAUGGAGCAUUCAGGUCAGAGAAUAAGAUCCAGUCUGGAAAAUCAAAUGCCAGCAGAUUAGCGAGUACAGUGCCUGGCACUAAAGGUGAUAAUUAUGAGAGGCCUUCACAUGAUCGAUUAUUGUAUAUAGCAACUUGUCUCAUUGGGCGACAGGUGGAAGUCCAUGUGAAAAAUGGAUCUAUAUACUCCGGAAUUUUCCAUGCAGCAAAUGCCGACAAAGAUUUUGGAAUCAUUUUGAAGAUGGCUCGCUUGAUGAAGGAUAGUUCUGUUCGAGGGAAGAGGUCUGGUGCAGAAUUUGUGAGCCAAGCUCCUUCAAAGACAUUAAUUAUAUCUGGGAAAGAUCUUGUACAAAUCAUGGCAAAGGAUGUUGCUGUUACUCAGGAUGAUUUUUGUGCUGAGGCUCACCAUGAAACGCACCAGGAGAUUAUGGUUGAUUCAGCAAUAUCUCAAUCUCGUCAACUCGAGCUGGAGAGAGAACUAUUACCUUGGGUGCCUGAUGGAGAUGAUCCACAAUGCCCUGAACUGGAAAAUAUAUUUGAUGGCCCUUGGAAUAGAGGAUGGGAUCAAUUCGAAACAAAUGAAACAUUGUUCGGUGUAAAAAGCACAUUUAAUGAGGAAUUAUAUACCACAAAGCUUGAAAAAGGGCCUCAUACGAGAGAGCUGGAGAAACAGGCUUUAAAAAUAGCAAGAGAAAUUGAGGGCGAGGAAACCCGAGAUCUUCAUUUAGCAGAGGAAAGAGGUAUACCCCUGCAUGAAGACUUUGAUAUUGAUGAAGAGACCAGAUUCUCGUCAGUCUACAGAGCUAAAGGGGUUGAUGACAGUGGGCAUGAUGAAAGAGAGGAUGUACUAAUAGAUUCCCGGAAUUCUGAAACAUUUGAUGAUACGUUUGCUCCAGUUGUCAAUAAAUCCAGUGAUUUAGCCAGUGGUGAAGGCAAUGAUGGAGUUCGAUUAUUGUCAGAUUCCUCCAUUAUGGAUCUCCCUCCGUCAACUCAGUCAACUAUUGGCGUGGAUAUUAGCCGCUCUAGUUCUUAUGAUUCUGCUAAACAAUUAGCAUCUGAACUCCCUGCCAAAAGUUGUACAUCUUUGGAUGGAGAAAGGGUUCAGGAUUCAAUCAUUGAUCAAUACGGAGCAAAUGAUAGUAGCAAGGAUGAAAAUCAGGUACAGGCUGAGGAUGAUCGACCAUCAAAUUCUGAGGAUUCACAGUCAUUGCUCAACUUGAAGAAAGAUGGCUCUGAUAAAGGGGAAUUAAAUGCCUCCUCUUGUGCCCCUUCAUCCCAUGUUUUAUUAAGUACUCAAGGAAAGGCAGGGUCACCUGGAGAUAUAAUUGAGAGUUCGGCUUCAGGCAAAGUGAAUGGGGAUACAAAGUCUGAGAACUCCCAUGGAAGACCAGGCAGUUCUGCUUCAUCUGCUUCAGAGCGUGUGGGAGGUUUGACGGCAUCUUCUUGUCCUGGCCUCUCCCCAAGUUCUUCAGUUGGUUCAUUAUCUUCUGAAAGAUCAACUCUGAAUCCCAAUGCAAAGGAAUUCAAGCUCAACCCAAAUGCAAGGAGUUUCAUUCCAUCCCAAACGCCUAUUAGACCUCCCUCCCCAGUGUCUGAUGCUUCUUCAUUCUAUUUCCCACCUAAUGCAACUAGUGUGCCGCAUAUGCCAACCAUGUCUGUUGGUGUUGGGAUGGGACCUACGUUUACGGGGCCACAACAGGUCAUAUAUAAUCCACAGGUAGCACAGAUGCCAUUAACAUAUUUUCAUCCAAAUGGACAAUAUGGGCAGCUUGUUGGUCAUCCCAGGCAAGUCAUGUACAUGCCGCCAGGAUACAUACCUGAAACGCAGUAUAGGGGACGGGAUUAUUAGGGAUUGGUGACGUCUGCUUCAUUCCUGAAAAUAAUUUCUGUGGAUGGCUUGAAAGAGUUCUGAAGGAAAAAGAUAUCUGCUGUCUACGGAAGUCUUAUAUGCAUAGGUCUUGUACAUCCAGGCAAGAGGACUUGUUCAGGGAUAUAAUUUUAUGACCUUUAAUUAACCAGUACACAGGUUUCUGUUUCUGUCUCCUUGUAGCUUCAGUUUGUUUGACUUCUUUACCUUAAUUUUUAUGCAAUUUUUUAUUUAAUGUUUAAUUGCCGGCA